AUGCUUUUCGUCAAGACGCUUGCUUCUCUUGCUUUGUUGACACUAUCACAAGCUAUUCCUAUGCCACUGGCCGUUCCAGAUGAAGGUGCUACCUCAACUUUCUCAUAUGAUGUUGUAAACGUUGAUGGUUCAAACCAGCAAGCCACGUCUUCUGUGCUGGUUGCUACUGAUGGUAAUUCAGUUGAUACUGUGGGGGUGGCAGAGCCAACCACCACUAGUGUUGUCGGGACUACAAGUCAGCAAACGAAGAUUGUCACAAGCACCGAAGUUGUUGAAACCAAUGGUGCAGUUGUUACUGUUCUUUAUACCUCAACAGAGAUUGUGACUGUUCAUCCAAAGAGAACAGUCUGGGUCACUGUUACCGGUGAUACUGCUACUACCCCAGAGACGACAAGUACUUCAGUGACCACCAGUAGUACACCAGUGACCACCACUAGUACUACAAGUAACAUUGCUGAGGAAACUACCACUACUUCCGAGGAAACUACCACUACUUCUGAGGAAACUACCACUACUUCCGAGGAAACUACCACUACUUCUGAGGAGACUACCACUACUGAUCAGACAACUACCACUUCUGAUGAGACUACAACUACUCCAGUGGCUACCACCGCUUCUUCAAGUCAAAUAACAGGUAUUGAGGCCGACAGAACCGUCACCGUCCCAUCUGAGGGAGAUCUCAGCUCUCUUUCUUUGACUGUCAUUGAUGGAACCACUUACAUUGUCCGCGAGAUCGUGAGUACCAUCAGACCAGCAACCACCUACGUAUACACUUCAACGUAUACGUCGACAAUUGAUGGUGUCCCUGUCAUUAGUACUGCCGUUAUUGAAACCACACAAGAGGCUGUUACUUCACAGGACCCUGUCACUACAGAUACAACAGCUUCUUCUACUAGCCAGGCUACUGAGAGUGCUUCUCCAACUGAGACAGUUAUCCCAACAACGUCAUCAUCAACAUCAGCAAGUCCUGCAAGUACUGUUGAAGUCACAACACAGACAGCCUCUCCAAACUCAUCAAGCACAACCUCAGCUGCACCAUCAUCAACAACAACAAAGACAUCAUCUUCGUCUUCAACCAUCACAUCAGCACCUACACCAACUGUCAGCCCAACUACAACUUCUUUCAGCUAUACGGCUUACACAACUUUGGUCAACGCUGGUGUCUGCGAGGUCUACUACGACGAUGGUGAGUUUGAUAUUGAAUACGUUAGUGGGACCGAGGCUCUCAGUGCUUCAAGCACAACCACGAUUACGUCCAUGGUUUACGUCACAGUAUCCAUUGAUGCGUAA
This is a messenger RNA of Williopsis jadinii, 1290 nucleotides long. RefSeq lists its product as uncharacterized. Lineage: Eukaryota; Fungi; Ascomycota; Saccharomycetes; Phaffomycetales; Wickerhamomycetaceae. The transcript has a single exon. Bases 1 to 1290 code for a protein of 429 amino acids. The record is from RefSeq and is a predicted model, not a curated record.